This is a messenger RNA of Geodia barretti, 1353 nucleotides long. The record is from the annotation of a GenBank genome assembly. Lineage: Eukaryota; Metazoa; Porifera; Demospongiae; Tetractinellida; Geodiidae.
AUGGAGCAGGUGCUGGGUGCCAUUGAAGUUGCCUUGGCAUCAGCGUUCAAGAAGGACAAUCCUGCCUCGGGGCAGAACAUAUCAGUUACGCUAAAUCCCAAUAGCGGCGAAGUCAGCGUAUACGCGUUGAAGACAGUCGUGGAGAGUGUUGAGGACGACGAGCGGGAGAUCACGCUCUUAGACGCCUCCAAAAUCAGGAGAGACGUGGCAAUCGGCGACGAAGUGGCUGCCGCCGAGCCCCUGCCUCACAACGCCAGCCGCAUCGCCGCUCAAACGGCCAAACAGGUGGUUCUCCAGCGUCUCAGGGAGGCCGAGCGGGAGCUGCUGUUCCAGGAAUUCGCCCAGCACGAGGGCGACAUUAUGUCGGGUAUCGUCGAAACCUCUGAUCCGGGACGAACCAUCACUCUCGACCUGGGCAGGGCGCAGGCGAUUCUACCUCACGACGAGCAGGUUAACUCGGAGCGCUACCGCAAGGGCCAGCGGGUGAAGGUGUUCAUCCUGAGCGUCCGAAGCGCCCCCAAGGGGCCGGAAAUCCUGUGCCGGAGGGUCCACAACGGCGUGGUCGAGAUCAAGGCCAUCGCCCGCGAGGCUGGCUUCCGCAGCAAGGUCGCCGUGAGCGCUACCCAGCCCGGCAUUGACCCUGUGGGGUCAUGCAUAGGCAUUCGCGGUAAUCGCAUCCAGAGCAUAGUCAACGAGUUGCAGGGAGAAAAAAUCGACAUCGUCUCCUGGGAUCCCGAUCCCAAGGCUUUCAUUGCCAAGUCUUUGAGCCCUUCAGAGCCAGUCCAAGUGGAACUCUUGGAUUCCGAACAGACCGCGGUAGUAGUGGUUCCCGAUCGGCAGUUGUCCCUUGCCAUCGGCAAGGAAGGGCAGAACACACGCCUUGCCGCCCGGCUUACCGGAUGGCGGCUGGACAUCAAGGGCAUGACUGAAUGGGAGGGAAUCCGGGAGGCGCGGCUUCAUGCCGCUGCCGAGGCUGCGGCCAAGGCCGCCCAAGAAGCCGCAUCGCUGCCUGCCGCCCAGGCGGAGGCAGUGGCCGAGGCCACCGAGAUACUCAAAGUUGAGGAGCCGGCUGAAGCUGCCGUCGUGGCCGAGGCAGAGGCCAUAGUACAGGGAGUGUCAGAGGCGCUGGAUACAGAGGCCGAACUAGCACAAACCGCGGCCGAGCCGCAGGCAGUGGCUGAUGUCGCGGAGAACGAUAUCGAUAAGGACGGUAUCCUCGAAGCCCUGAUACUUGAGGAAGAACUUCUCCAGCAGGCCGAGGUCGAGACCGUACCUGCACAGGGCGACAGCGAGGUGGGCAUCAGCGUUGACGACCUCGACUCUUUUCACCCUCGACCAUAUGCCCGUCGUUGA